Messenger RNA from Tachysurus fulvidraco (yellow catfish), 780 nucleotides. It is a transcript of the gene pfdn4, whose product is annotated as prefoldin subunit 4. Gene Ontology annotation, cellular component: cytoplasm; prefoldin complex. The record is from RefSeq and is a predicted model, not a curated record. Gene Ontology annotation, biological process: protein folding. The transcript is spliced from 4 exons. Bases 123 to 530 code for a protein of 135 amino acids. NCBI's taxonomy places the organism in Eukaryota, Metazoa, Chordata, Actinopteri, Siluriformes, Bagridae.
CCAAUCACAUUCCUUAAACACGUGGUUAGUUAGAGAUACUAGCCAAUCCUAGAUAUGGGGGCGGGAUUUUUUUAGAAAUACAGCUGGAGGAACACAAAAAAAACUUCCAUUUCCGUUUUAAGAUGGCAGCCACCGUCAAGAAACCUAUUGCGGUCGAAGAUGUCAAUGUCACUUUUGAAGACCAGCAGAAGAUUAAUAAGUUUGCUAGGAGCACAAAUCGGGUGACCGAGCUGAAAGAGGAAAUAGAAGGCAAAAAAAAAUCUCUACAGAAUUUAGAAGAUGCAAGUGAUGACCUUAUGAUGCUGGAGGAGGAUGAUCUCCAGAUCCCGUAUCAUAUUGGAGAUGUGUUCAUCAGUCAUACACAGGAGGAGACGCAGGAGAUGUUGGAGGCUGCUAAGGAAAGUCUAAAGGAGGAAAUCAAAUCUCUGGAAAGUCGAGUGACCUCCAUACAGGAAGUACUUGGAGAUCUCAAGGUCCAGUUGUAUGCCAAAUUUGGAAACAACAUUAAUCUGGAAGCUGAUGAAAGCUGAAUGCUUCAGUAUUUGGACUAUUUAACAUACUGACAGCACCAGUUACCUACACGACGCUCACAACCAGAUCUAGCUGAUGAUUUGUCAGCACUAAUCAUUGCUUUAGUUUUGCGUGGGUGGUAAGGUUUCUGUACAUAAAGCAGAGAAGAUGGAUUUGUCUGUUUUUUGUUUUUUUAAAAACAAGCUGGUCAUAAGCACUCACAACACAGAGCAGUUAAUGCUGAUAAAAUAAAAAGUAUGAACUGAUGAA